AACACCAGAAGCAGUCCCCCUUCUGAUAAGUUAUGUAGCUGUUAUGUAGUCGGUUGUCUCAUCCACUUCUUAACUCUUUCUCAUUGAUAUUUUGAUUCAGCAUGGCUUCUCUGAAAUCAGCGCUGGCUUAUUCCACCAGGGUGCUUACGACACUAAAAAAACAGACGCAUGUCAUUUACAUCAAGAGGACUCUCCUCCUGCCGAGACUGCCACUCUUCAAACGUGCAGAUGGCAGGUUUAUUACCAUCGGGCGACAGUCCAGCUCUACAGCAGCUGGAGCGGAGAAAGGAGAAGACUCUUUCCUGAAAUGGUUCCUGCUGCUCAUCCCUGCUACCACCUUUGGUCUUGGUACAUGGCAGGUGAAACGGCGUCAGUGGAAAAUGCAGCUGAUUAAUGAGCUGACAAGCCUCACUACUGCAGAACCCAUUCCUCUUCCUCGUGAUCCUCAUGAGCUGAAUAGCCUAGAAUACAGAAGGGUGAGAGUGCGUGGACAGUACGACCACUCACGGGAGCUGUACAUUCUGCCCCGCUCACCAGUCGACCCAGAGAAAGAGGCCAGAGAGGCAGGCAGGCUGUCUUCAAGUGGAGAGACCGGCGCAAAUGUCAUCACUCCAUUCCACUGUACUGACCUCGGCGUCACAAUCCUGGUGAACAGAGGAUACGUCCCAAAGCAGAAGAUAAGACCAGAGACCAGGAUGAAGGGACAGGUGGAAGGUGAAGUGGAGGUGGUUGGGGUCGUUAGGCUGACAGAGACUCGCAAACCCUUUGUACCAAACAAUGACGUGGAGAGAAACCGCUGGCAUUACAGAGACCUGGAGGCCAUGUCCAGUCUCACUGGAGCCGAGCCCAUCUUCAUUGAUGCUGACUUUGGGAGCACUAUUCCUGGUGGACCAAUAGGUGGACAGACCAGAGUCACCUUGCGGAACGAACACAUGCAGUACAUAGUAACAUGGUAUGGCUUAUGUGCAGCUACCUCCUACAUGUGGUUUGCAAAAUUCAUCAAGAAGAUGAAAGUGUGACAUGAUCUAAUGCAAUGAAAUUGUAUUACAUAUGAAUACUUUGUCUGAAAUGCUGCAAAGCAAACCUGAUAUACUUGAUUUGUACUGCAUCAGCUCCAGCCUGCUGCAUACAUUCAAUGACAAAUAUGUAAAUAGCUGUGGGUUUUACUCCUGAAAUGGGUAUUUGAGAAUAAAUUUAAUUUAGUGA
Messenger RNA from Siniperca chuatsi (mandarin fish), 1206 nucleotides. RefSeq names its product surfeit locus protein 1. The record is from RefSeq and is a predicted model, not a curated record. NCBI's taxonomy places the organism in Eukaryota, Metazoa, Chordata, Actinopteri, Centrarchiformes, Sinipercidae. Gene Ontology annotation, cellular component: mitochondrion; membrane. Gene Ontology annotation, biological process: mitochondrial respiratory chain complex IV assembly. The transcript has 9 exons. Bases 102 to 1019 code for a protein of 305 amino acids.